Messenger RNA from Mus caroli (Ryukyu mouse), 4428 nucleotides. RefSeq names its product bromo adjacent homology domain containing 1 (gene Bahd1). Gene Ontology annotation, molecular function: chromatin binding; transcription cis-regulatory region binding. Gene Ontology annotation, biological process: heterochromatin formation; negative regulation of DNA-templated transcription. The record is from RefSeq and is a predicted model, not a curated record. NCBI's taxonomy places the organism in Eukaryota, Metazoa, Chordata, Mammalia, Rodentia, Muridae. Gene Ontology annotation, cellular component: chromatin silencing complex.
GGCCCCGGCCCCCAGGAGGAGGCGCUGACGCAGCAGCGUGGAGCCCGGGAAUUGAGCGCCCCCGGGGGGUUCCAGCCGCCGGAUUCCAGCCCGGCCAGGGCCUGCGGGCGCCCAAAGCCGCGCCGUCCGCGCCUCUCGUCCCGCUUGGAGGGAUUCCAUGACACACACUCGGAGGAAGUCCCUUCCUAUGCUGAGUUCCGGCUCCACUGGCCGAGGGGAGCCCCUGCAGAUGGAAGACAGCAAUAUGGAGCAGGGGACUGAAGACGUGGAGCCGGGCAUGCCUGAGAGCCCUGGGCACCUUACGGGACGCCGCAAGAACUACCCAUUGCGCAAACGUUCACUGGUUCCUGAGAAGCCCAAAGCCUGCAAAGUGCUGCUGACUCGCCUGGAAAACGUGGCUGGCCCUCGAAGCGCAGAUGAGGCGGAUGAGCUGCCCCCUGACCUGCCCAAGCCCCCAAGUCCGACCUCGUCCAGUGAGGAUGCUGGUCUCGUGCAGCCCCGCAAGCGGCGCCUCGCCUCCCUUAAUGCAGAGGCCCUUAAUAAUCUGCUACUGGAGAGGGAGGAUACCAGCAGCCUGGCAGGUGCCCGCCGUAGCAGAGGCGGGGACCCUCACCGUAGCCGGGACCGGGCCACGGGGUCCUGGUCUUUCUCCAAGAAGCGACCUAGGCUGGGAGAUCUUGGAGAAGGAAGUAGGGACCUGUCCCCAGAUCUAGCCCCAGAUGAAGGUGCCCGUCGAGAUGGAGACCCGGCUCCCAAAAGACUGGCUAGCUUAAACGCUGCUGCCUUCUUAAAACUCAGCCAGGAGCGGGAGCUACCUCUUCGACCUUCUCGUGCCCAAGCAGAAGCAGAUGGGCGCUCCACCGAGCCCCUGGCACCCAGGAUCCUGCGGCCGAAGGUCAACGGCAAGAACUGUCCCAAGGCUCGGCAAGGGGCUGGCUCUGGGGAGGCUACAGGGCCUCCCAACUGGCAAGAGCAGCCCGAUGAGCGUUGGCCGUCUGCUCCUCCUCAUGGGCCACCCACCCAGCCAUCUCACCAGGCCCCAGGCAAGGCUCUGGAGAACCCGUUGCGCCCCAACCUGCCUCUGCUAAUGGGUGGGCAGGCAGCCCUGAAGCCAGAGCCUGGGCGUCCAGGAGAGGAGUCACCUGCCCCCAAGCAGGAACUGCAUCAGCCCUCCUUCCCUGCGCCUCAGCUGUCUCCGCUGCCAAUGCCUGGCAACCCAGCCGACUACAGUGGUCCAUGUGGCGGGCCUGAGCUCACAGCGCUGGGCAGCUUCUACCUGUACUGUGGCCAAGAUGGGCUGCAAUGUGGGGCUUACUCCCCUUGCCCCAUGCUCCCAGAAGGCAAGCUGUCUCCAGUGGCAGCCCCCAAUGAGGGGCUGCUCAUGGCCCCCAGCUCAGUGCCCUCCGGUGUCCCUUUCCAGCACCCUCCUUGGAGCGCACCUCGCUACUGCUCCAGUGAGGACACUGGAGCGAAUGGCUACAGCAUCUGUGGAGUGUUGCCUCUGUCUCUCACACACAUUGGCACUACCUGUGGUGGCUGCCCCUACAAAAUGCCUUUUACUGCAGAAGGCUGCAGGUCGCUCGGCCAAUUGGAAUUUCCUCUCCCAGAAGCUGGCCACCCAGCCUCACCUGCUCACCCCCUCCUGGGAUGCCCUGUGCCCAGUGUGCCACCUGCUGCAGAGCCUAUCCCCCAUCUUCAGACGCCCAUCUCGGAGCCCCAGACAGUAGCUCGGGCGUGCCCUCAGAGCGCCAAGCCUCCGAGUGGCUCCAAGUCAGGUCUGCGCACAGGCUCCAGCUGCCGGCACACUGUGAGGAGCAAGGCUGCCCGCAGGCCCAGCCACCCCAAGCAGCCGCGUGCCCAGCGCCCACGUCCUCGCCGCCGCCGGCGCCGUCGCACUAAUGGCUGGGUGCCUGUAGGUGCUGCCUGUGAGAAGGCAGUGUAUGUCCUGGAUGAGCCAGAACCUGCCAUCCGAAAGAGUUACCAGGCAGUCGAGCGACAUGGAGAGACAAUCCGGGUCCGAGACACUGUCCUCCUCAAGUCAGGCCCAAGAAAGACGUCUACACCUUAUGUGGCCAAGAUCUCUGCCCUCUGGGAGAACCCUGAGUCAGGAGAACUGAUGAUGAGCCUCCUGUGGUAUUACAGGCCUGAGCACUUACAGGGAGGCCGCAGCCCCAGCAUGCAUGAGCCUUUGCAGAAUGAAGUUUUUGCAUCAAGACAUCAGGACCAGAACAGUGUGGCCUGCAUUGAAGAGAAGUGCUAUGUGCUAACCUUUGCUGAGUACUGCAGAUUCUGUGCCAUGGCCAAGCGCCGGGGUGAGGGCCUUCCCAGCCGGAAGACAGCACUGGUGCCCCCAUCUGCAGACUACUCCACCCCAGCACACCGGUGGCACAGUGCCAGAGGACACGGACCCUGACCUGGUGUUAGUUUGCCGCCAUGUCUAUGACUUCCGCCAUGGCCGCAUCCUCAAGAACCCCCAGUAGCCUCUUGAUGCUCACAGUGGGGCUGNCUUCGGGAGAGUGGGGCCUGGGGCAGGGGCACUGCUUGAAGCACAGCACUUGGUUAGGGGCCAUGGGUUGCCGGCCUGUGGUUCUCUUUGGGGGGAGGGAGGGCAGGGGCCCUAUGGAGAAAGGGAGGCCAGGAUAUGAGAAAGGUAUCUAAACCCUCAGCUUGGCCUGGGGUGCCCUUCUAUGCACCCCAGGGUGGAGACUCCUGAAGAUUCCGUCUUCCCUGAGGUUGGGCCAGGCCUGAGGGACCUGGCCAAGGAAGGGCAGGGACAAGUAGAAGGGGUAAGGUCCUUCCAGAACCAGGCCUACCAGGCCCUUUUCUAGCCUCCCCNAGGCCUUCCAAGGGGAGCAGGAGCCAGCUUUACCUCACCCACUGUGACCCGCUGCUUCCCUGUCAGCCUGGGACCAGGCUCUGCAGAUUCUAGCACAGCUCUGGCUUGUUCCAGUGAAUAAGAGAGCCGAGCUUUGACUUCCUCUUCCUGGACUCNAGGCUUAUCCCUGGCUUUCUUCCUUUACCACUGCAGUAGCCACUGGUGCUGGCACAAGUUGACCCUGCCCACCCAUGGGUGUCAGCCUCAUGUCAGCUUGCCAUUAAGGGUCACCCAGCAGGUCUGGCUUCCCAGAAUACUGGUCAACAUGGAGUUUAUCAUGUCUGGGAGAGAGGGUGGGGGCAGGGGACAAGGAAAAUUGCUACCUGAUUCGCUGAAGAUUUUUCCUCUUGCCUUAUUCUUGGAGGUUCUGGGAAACCUCUUGCAGAACUUCACACGUUACUCUUCAAGCCACACCCACCUGAAAUCAAACCAAAGGAGAGUUGUGGCUCCUCUUGCCCUGCCACCCCUUACCCUAGUCUUUCGUAGAUUGCACUAAUUUACAUCCCAGUGAGAAUCAACACUGUAUCAGUCCACAGACCUGAGCUGCAGCCACUUCCUCUAGGGGCUAGGCCCUGCAUUUUCAGUUCGUUCCUGUUGCCCAGAGAGUGUUCUAGCCUCAUGCUCCCCACCAGUGAUUGAUCAGAAGGCUCAGUCCCCCGCUGGCCUGGGCUGAGGGGCUGAAGCCUGGUCACUUGUACCUUGUUUGUACCAAAGAGGAGCAUGGGCUCAGGGAGGGUGCAGUGCAGGGAAGUGUGGUGUGCCUGGGGCCCAGCGCUGGCCACUUGCCACCCAGGCAUGUUGGGGGGGGGGGGCAUACACUGUGGAAGAUGGCACUGGGUCCUCCCUAGAGAGGGGAGACACGGGUCCAGCAGUCAGGGGACACGGCACUGGGGUGAGGAUAGUCUGACAUAGGCUGCAUUGGGAGGUGGAAGUGAACCCUGAAGGCAAAGACCCGGCAACCCCAGGUCCAGGCCCCCUGAUCCGUAGAAGAUAAACUGUUCCUGAUGGGUAAUUGGGCUGGGUAGGCCUGAAGGCUUCACAGGUUAAUUUGUUGUUGUUUUGGAAGCCCUAUCCCAAACCCAAAGGGAAGACUUCACAUGGAAUAAGCUCUUUGGAGGAGGUCAUCAGUCUGAAAGAGCAAGGCAUAAGGAACGAGUUGUCAAGAGUGGAGAUGGACCCUUUGGAGCCUGCUCGUUCUAGGGUGCUACCAAGGAGCCCAGCCUCACCCACAGGAGAGGAGAUAAGGCCCUCCUAGGAGGCAGGGGGCUGCUGCCCAGAUGUUAAAUGCUUUUGGAAUCUCUUUAGAUGUGGAAAUAUUUUUUCGAACAUGAAAAUGCAGCUGGUAGAAUUUCAAUGGAAGUAUAAUCCAUGUAAAAUAUAUUUUAGUUGAUAUUUUGUAAAAUGCACUUUUUGUGUGUGUCGAUCCUGGUUUCCCAGAUCUGUAUUUCAGUGUUUACAAGGGAGGGGGUACCUUUCCUAACCUCCCUUUUGACAGAGAUUAGAAGUACUUCUUUAAGAAAAAUAAAUAAAUUUGAGAAAUUGUAUUGAUUUAG